AUGACACUUCUUGUUGACUGGACAAUUAUUGACAUUUAUGAUGAUACGGCACCAUCGCCUCCCCCAUCUUUGCCACCACCACCUACUUAUCCGUCACCCCCACCGCCUUCACCAACGCCAACACCUUCAUAUUGCGUGAGGUCCCCACCUCCUCCGCCACCAAACUCACCACCUCAGCCACCGCCAGUUCAUUACUACUAUAGCUCCCCACCACCAUCCCAUUAUUCAGUGCCACCACCGCCGCCGCCACAUUCACCUCCACCACGAAUUUAUCCAUACUUAUCGCCGCCACCACCACCUCCUCCAGUCCAUUCUCCACCACCACCUUCACCUCCACCCCCAUCUGUGGAGUACUCUCCACCACCGCCAUCACCACCACCGGUUGUAACAUAUUCCUCACCACCACCACCAGUUCAUUACCAUUCAUCUCCCCCACCAUCACCGCCACCACCAGUCCCAUGUGAAAACCCACCAUCAUCACUGCCACCAACACCGCCAAUUGUUUAUGAAAGCCCGCCACCGCCAGCUCCUGUAUAUGAGGGGCCAUUGCCGCCGGUAAUUGGAGUGUCAUACGCUUCACCUCCGCCACCACCUUUCUAUUGAUUCUUUUGAGAAUUUUCCUCUAACCUUUCCUUCAUCACAAAACCCCAAAAAAAAUGUCACAAAAAUUGUAUUUGGCUAUCAUCACGGCUUCUUUUUCCUCUCCUUUGCACUUCAUUAUGACCAAAGGAACUCUUCUUUCUCCUUGGGAGCAAUUCUCAUCGCUCAUGGAAGAGAUUGAUAAAAUGUCUAUCACUUGCGAAAACUGUGGGCUUGAACUCUUCAAAGAAUGUUGUUGAAGAGGGUGGAAAGAAGAGAGAAAGAUAGACUGAGAGGUAAGAGGAGAAAUUCUCUCCCAUAUUUAUUUCAAUUGUUAUGGAUAUUUGGAGUUGUGAAAUAAAAAUGGCAGAGAAAGAGAGAGUAGUUGUAUGUAUAGGGAUGAAUUUGAGAACCAUAAUUAUCCAGGCUUACAAAGGCAGCAGCUGGUAACACUUCUUCUUGUUGCUGUUGCUGUUGCUAGUUUGUGGGUUUUUAUUGUUAUUAUUCUCUUCUUUUUUAUUAUCAUACUUUUGUUUCUUUUUUUCUUGUCAUUUUAUAGUGUAAUCGGAUGAACAUUUUACUAGUAUUGAUGAUUUUCCAGAAUUCAGUU
Messenger RNA from Theobroma cacao (cacao), 1189 nucleotides. Lineage: Eukaryota; Viridiplantae; Streptophyta; Magnoliopsida; Malvales; Malvaceae. The record is from RefSeq and is a predicted model, not a curated record.